Molecule: messenger RNA, 2287 nt
Organism: Miniopterus natalensis
Lineage: Eukaryota; Metazoa; Chordata; Mammalia; Chiroptera; Miniopteridae
Source: RefSeq, a predicted model, not a curated record
CGCCCCCCGGGCCCUGCGUCCCCUCCCCCGCUGGCGGGGCCCGGACAGAAGAUGGUGCAGAAGAAAACAGCCGAACUUCAGGGCUUCCACCAUUCGUUCAAGGUGGAAGGACGAAGACUUAUCAGAGCAUUGAUCGCAGUCCCCAUGGGGGCCAGACUCCUCAGUGGGCAGGAGCAGAGGCUGGUGGACCAGCAUCAGCAGGCUGGCUUCACCUGCUGUCCCCAUUCUGCAGGUGAACAAACCAAGGGGCAGAAUCCUUUCGAGCUGGCCUUCUCCCUAGAACAAGCCCACCCCGGGGAGACUGACUUCAGCCUGGAGUGCCCAGCCCGCCCUGAUAUGCCCACGAGUCAGCCCAUCGACAUCCCAGAUGCCAAGAAGAGGGGCAAGAAAAAGAAGCGGUGUCGGGCAACUGACAGCUUCUCGGGCAGGUUCGAAGACGUCUACCAGCUGCAAGAGGAUGUGCUUGGGGAGGGUGCCCAUGCCCGUGUGCAGACCUGUAUCAAUCUCAUCACCAACCAGGAGUACGCUGUCAAGAUCAUCGAGAAGCAGCCUGGCCACAUUCGAAGUAGGGUUUUCCGAGAGGUGGAGAUGCUGUAUCAAUGCCAGGGACACAGGAACGUUCUAGAGCUGAUUGAGUUCUUCGAGGAGGAAGACCGCUUCUACUUGGUGUUUGAGAAGAUGCGGGGCGGCUCCAUCCUAAGCCACAUUCACAAGAGACGGCACUUUAAUGAGUUGGAGGCCAGCGUGGUCGUGCAGGACGUGGCCAGCGCCUUGGAUUUCCUGCACAACAAAGGCAUUGCCCACAGGGACCUAAAGUUGGAAAACAUCCUCUGUGAGCACCCCAACCAGGUCUCUCCCGUGAAGAUCUGCGACUUUGACCUGGGCAGUGGCAUCAAACUCAAUGGUGACUGCUCCCCCAUCUCCACCCCGGAGCUGCUAACCCCGUGCGGUUCUGCAGAGUAUAUGGCCCCUGAGGUGGUGGAGGCCUUCAGCGAGGAGGCCAGCAUCUACGACAAGCGCUGCGACCUCUGGAGCCUGGGUGUCAUACUCUACAUCCUGCUGAGUGGCUAUCCACCCUUCGUGGGCCACUGCGGCAGCGAUUGCGGCUGGGACCGUGGUGAGGCCUGCCCCGCCUGCCAGAACAUGCUGUUCGAGAGCAUUCAAGAGGGCAAGUAUGAGUUUCCUGAGAAGGACUGGGCCCACAUCUCCUUCGCUGCCAAAGAUCUCAUUUCAAAGCUGCUGGUUCGCGAUGCCAAGCAGAGGCUGAGUGCUGCACAGGUCCUGCAGCAUCCCUGGGUGCAGGGGUGCGCCCCAGAGAACACCCUGCCCACGCCCAUGGUCCUGCAGAGGAACAGCUGUGCCAAAGACCUCACGUCCUUCGCAGCCGAGGCCAUCGCCAUGAACCGGCAGCUGGCCCAGCGCGAGGAGGACGCGUUGGAGGAGGUGGGGCAGGGCCAGCCCGUGGUCAUCCGAGCUACCUCACGCUGCCUGCAUCUGUCUCCACCAUCCCAAUCCAAGCUGGCCCAGCGGCGGCAGCGAGCCAGCCUGUCCGCAGCCCCUGUGGUCCUGGUAGGGGACCACGCAUGACCCCUCCCUCCUUCUGUACAUAGGUCACCCCCUCCCCAAUCAGAUCUCAAGAUUUUUUUAAGCUAUUGCCAGCCAGUGACCAGCAGGCUGUGCUACCCCACCCCCACCCCCUUGGGUUCCGAGGCACUCAGCUCAGCUGAGGGGAUCUUUUUAUAUAAAGUUUUUGCUGUUUGCGUUUUUCCUUUUUUUUCUGUCCCCCACCCCCAUUUUUUUUUCCCUUUGAAUGGUGUUAAAAGUAAACAGGCACCCUGGGAGAAGAGCAGAGGGCACAUGUGCUGCACAUGCCGCUCCCCCGCCACCCUGGCCCCACAUGCUCACAUGUACUGUGAAAGACCCUGUGCCCAUGGCCCCUGCCCAGUGUGACUCAGGAGAGGAGGACGUUUGCCGUCUUCCAGAGCUGGGGGGCCCUGGAACACACUUGUGCCCCCUCCCCCUUCCCAGCCCUCACAGUGUUCUCAAGGCUGGACUGACCUUGCACCUCCUUUCGUCCCCAAAGGCACCCUGGUGGCCAGUGGUGUCCUGGGUGUGGGCAGCUGGAGUGAAUAGCCAACCACAUGGACACCACCCCCCACCCCACCCCUCACUGACAACCUUGACCUUAAAUUGCAGCUGAUGGGGAGAGGCUGCACCCAUUGCCACUACCCCACACCCUUUCCACUGGGGGCUACCCAGAGCAAGGGCACUGGAGGGAUGGGAGGGG